UUAACACAGUCAGCGAGUGUUCAUACCAAAUAUCAUAAAAAUGUCUGCCUUAAAUAAAGAUAAAAGAGAAGAAUUACAAGAAGCAUUCACCAUGCAUUGUCAAGCUGAUAACAAAGUUGCAUUAAACCAACUUGGUAUGGUGAUCAGAUCAACAGGAUGUAGUCCUACUCAAUCAGAAUUACAUCAAAUUAUUAAAGAUCUAGAAAGUAAAGGUAUGCGAAGUUUAGAGUUUAACCAAGUAGUAAAUAUUGUGGAGAAACACAACUUUGCCAGUGAAUCCAUGGAAAGUUUAAAAGAUGCUUUCAGAAUAUUUGAUAAAGAUGGCAAUGGUUUUAUCAAUGCAGCAGAGUUACGUCAUGUCUUGUGUAACCUGGGUGAAAAAUUAACUGAUGAGGAAGUAGAUGAGAUGAUUAGAGAAGCUGAUUUAACAGGAGAUGGUCAAGUAAACUAUGAUGAGUUUGUAAAGGUAUUAUUAGGAGGCUAUUAAAAUCACAGUUAUUAUUAUUAUAAGAUAUAUAUUAUUAUUAUUGUAAGCUCACUGUAUACUAAUACAUAUCAUUAUUAAUUGUUUUAAUUUGUACUUUCACUGUAACUUAUGAAGUUUUACUUAUAGAUAAAUAUGACUUUAUGAAAAUGUAUGUAGAUCUACAGCUCUAGAUAUUUCAUGUUUUUUUUUUUUGUGCGUGAAAUAAUGCGUAAAAAAUAUAAAAAUCUGUCUGUUAGAUUUAAGCAAAAUGUUUCUUUGAAUCCUGGAAGUUAAUUUUUUGCAUUUCUCUUAAGUAACAGUAGAAAUGUUAGUUAUUUGUGGCUUAGUGACUAUAGAAAUCGUUAGUGGCCUUAUAUUGUUUAGUUAAGUGAUGCACACAUUAGCUAUGCAAUUUUAAUAUUUCUAGCUGGCAAAAAGUAGAAGUAUAAAUGAAUUAACACAAUUUCAAUUGUGUUCUUCACAUAUUUAGACUCCUUAAAAAUGGCAGUUGUUGAUUUAUAUUCUGGUAUAAGUGAAAAUAAGAGAUACAAUGUCAUACAAAUUAAAUUUUUGUUUUUAAGAUUUGUAUAUUAGUUUCUACUGAACUACAUAAUUUUGUAUGAAAGUUUUUUACCAUAUAAAGCCUUAAUGCAUUCCUAAAAUCCAUUCAAAACCAUUCCACUCUCUAUCCCAAGUAAGGAAUCAAUUUUUGAUAACCAUGGUGAUGAAACCAAGUUUGUCUCAAAUUAUUUCUCUGAAAUGUUUCAGCCCCAUUUACUGUCAUAAAUAUUGAGGUCUAAUAAUGACAUAAUGGUCUGUAAACUAGGAAUAGCUCUACCAGUUUAUAUCAGGGACUAGUAGACUUCGAAAAAACUUGAAAUCGAUAUGGAAAAAUCAGUCUUCCUGAAUAAGAUUCAUUAUCAAGGCUAUGUUUUGUUAUUGCUUGGGUCAAGUCUCUGAUAUCAGGCACAAGCUGCCAAUCGACUAAUACUGUAAACUUUUCUUAUCAGCCAAGUGAUCACCAAAACUAGAGGAUAUGAAUGGGUUUCCCUUGAAAAAUAUUGCAUUGCACAGGUCUCUGAUUAGCAUGCUCUUGUUGUGGCUUCUGAUUGAUACCAAAUCCAUCUUUAUUAUUGAGAACAAUCCAAUGUUGAGUAAUGUGUCACAUUAAUCCACUAUGUAAUGAAAUAUUAUUAAACAUCACUAUUUUCUAGU
Molecule: messenger RNA, 1681 nt
Organism: Lottia gigantea (owl limpet)
Lineage: Eukaryota; Metazoa; Mollusca; Gastropoda; Lottiidae
Exons: 5
Coding region: 41-487 (148 amino acids)
Cellular component (GO): myosin II complex
Molecular function (GO): calcium ion binding
Source: RefSeq, a predicted model, not a curated record